AAAUACUGAGAUAUCGCUAAAUGACACCAUACCAACACUUUUAACUCAAUAGACACUCUUAAUUCUCUGAAAAAAAGUUGUUCUGCUCAAUUUUUAUUUCAAUGAUGAAUAUAGGAGCACAACAUCCGUUAGCUUUUCAUCAAGGAUUUUGGUCAUUUCCAGGAUGUGGAGUACAUCCUGCGUUUCUUCAAAGUCAGUAUUCAAAUCUUCAUGCACAUCAUACUGGGAGUUUCGGCAGCAAAUCUAGUGCUUUUACCAUUGACGCUAUACUAAACAGGGAUCACGUUGAAGAUAAACAAUGUCCGCCUUCAAAAACAUCCGAAGUUUACACAUCUAGUCAUGGGAAAUAUAAAGAUUCAGAUGAGGUUCAAAGAAGACAACAGCGUCUUUUUGAAGCAUCGCAUCCUUACCUCUCACCCAAAGAUAAAGUCACUCCUAUCAAGAAAGUCACAGAGUUUUACGACCGACCAGAUAAAGAACUGAAAGGUGACUGGAAACAAGGGAAAGGAAAACGAGUGAGGACCAUCUUUACUCCAGAACAACUCGAGAAACUAGAGGCUGAAUUUGAGAAGCAACAGUACAUGGUCGGCACUGAAAGAUACUAUCUAGCCUGUUCUUUGAACCUAACAGAAGCCCAGGUGAAAGUUUGGUUUCAAAAUCGACGUAUAAAAUGGAGGAAACAAAAUUAUGAACAACAGCAGGUUAAACUUUCCCAACUGACAAUGUACAAGGAUGACGACGCAGAUUCAGAUAGUGGACACAGUGAAAACGGACAGACAUUCCAUAAUUUGACGUCGGACAUGACACCUCGGUCUGUAUCGCCAUACUAAUGAAGAAUGUGAUAUUUAGAUGCGUAUAUUUAUCUUCAAUAAUGGUAGUAGCAUAACUACCCUGUAUACUGUAAAAUGAUAUUAUGAGACCAGAACCGGCCGAGAAUAUCAGCUGAGUGUGUUUGGUAACCUGACGUUAACUGUGAUCGUUAUUCAAGAUUUGUUUACUGUGUAAAUCUUUUAACUGUAAAUUAAACCUUAAUAGUGCUAUAAAAUAUGUAAUGACAGAAUGAAUGAGACUGAAAGAUUAUUUAAAACUUAGAUUUAUAAUUGUUGUUGAAAUAAUAAAUUAAAAUGAUUUUGAACAU
Mytilus trossulus (common blue mussel) is the source of this 1138-nucleotide messenger RNA. Its product is annotated as homeobox protein notochord-like. The coding region runs from base 102 to 830 and encodes 242 amino acids. Gene Ontology annotation, molecular function: DNA-binding transcription factor activity, RNA polymerase II-specific; RNA polymerase II cis-regulatory region sequence-specific DNA binding. Lineage: Eukaryota; Metazoa; Mollusca; Bivalvia; Mytilida; Mytilidae. Gene Ontology annotation, biological process: brain development; central nervous system development; regulation of transcription by RNA polymerase II. The transcript is spliced from 3 exons. Gene Ontology annotation, cellular component: nucleus. The record is from RefSeq and is a predicted model, not a curated record.